Molecule: messenger RNA, 2273 nt
Organism: Bombyx mori (domestic silkworm)
Lineage: Eukaryota; Metazoa; Arthropoda; Insecta; Lepidoptera; Bombycidae
Gene: Acadvl
Product: very long-chain specific acyl-CoA dehydrogenase, mitochondrial
Exons: 7
Coding region: 361-2178 (605 amino acids)
Molecular function (GO): flavin adenine dinucleotide binding; fatty-acyl-CoA binding; very-long-chain fatty acyl-CoA dehydrogenase activity
Source: RefSeq, a predicted model, not a curated record
UCCCUUAAAAAAAAACCUCUCGACUCGACCCUCUCACUUUAAUCUUUAACUUUGUUCCCAAACUUUAAACAUUAUAAAUUAAUUAGAAAUAUAGUGAUACCAAAGUUUGCGUUUCGAUUUAGAAUGCAAUUGCAGAAUUUAUGAAAACGGAUUAUUUUUUCUGUUACUGAAAGUUUUUUGUAAUAAACACGAUGAAAGGUGCCAAGCUGGUCCUGUGUGGCGGUCGCUGCCUCGUCCCCAAAACGACUGCGGUGGUUCCGCUUUGCAGCAGAAAAAAUAAGUUUGGGAGCCCCUGCUUUAGAGGAACACAGUGGUUCCAGUAAAAAGGAAAAAACUACUUCUUGUACUGUAAAAAGAAAAAUGGAUUAUAUUAUACACGGAGCUCGAUCUGCCGCAUCAGAGGCGCAAGCUCGAAACGGACCGAGACAGAGUGCCUCUUUCACUCUGAAUCUUUUCCGUGGCCGAUUUGAACCUACACAGGUGUUUCCUUUUCCGGAACCACUUUCCGAUGACCAACGUCAAAUGCUACAAGAGCUCGUGCCGCCAGUCGAGAAAUUCUUUCAAGAAGUAAAUGACCCCGCUAAGAAUGAUGAGAAUUCAAAGAUUGAGGAGGGUACCGUCGCCGGACUGUGGGAUCUCGGCGCGUUCGGGCUGCAGGUGCCGGGGGAGCUCGGCGGCCUGGGGCUGUCCAACACGCAGUACGCGCGGCUCGUCGAGGUGGUCGGGGCCCACGACCUCGGCGUCGGCAUCACGCUCGGGGCGCAUCAGUCCAUCGGCUUCAAGGGAAUCUUGCUGUUCGGCAACCCGCAGCAGAAAGAGCAUUACCUGCCGCGCGUCACUUCCGGCGAGUAUGCCGCCUUCUGCCUCACCGAACCUUCUUCCGGUUCAGACGCCGGUUCUAUCAAGACUCGAGCCGUGCUGGCGCCCGACGGCAAACAUUUCAUCCUAAAUGGUUCGAAGAUCUGGAUCAGCAACGGCGGUAUCGCAGAGAUUAUGACGGUUUUCGCACAAACUCCUAUCGAGAAGGACGGAAAGACCGUUGAUAAGGUGACGGCGUUCAUCGUGGAGAGGUCGUUCGGCGGCGUGUCGUCCGGCCCGCCCGAGAACAAGAUGGGCAUCAAGUGCUCCAACACCACGGAGGUGUACUACGAGGACGUGCGCGUGCCCGUCGAGAACGUGCUGGGCGGCGUCGGGAACGGGUUCAAGGUCGCCAUGAACAUCCUCAACAACGGGCGCUUCGGCAUGGCGGCCGCGCUGGCCGGCACGCAGCGCGCCGCCAUCGCGCAGGCCGCGCAGCACGCCGCCACGCGCGUGCAGUUCGGGAAGCACCUGGCCGAGUUCGGCGCCGUGCAGGAGAAGCUGGCCCGCAUGGCCAUGCUGCAGUACGCCACCGAGGCGCUCGCCUACAUGGUCUCCGGCAACAUGGACUCCGGCGCGCAGGACUACCACCUGGAGGCCGCCAUCUCGAAGGUUUUCGCUUCGGACAGCGCAUGGACAGUCGUCGAUGAAGCCAUCCAGAUCCUCGGCGGGAUGGGCUACAUGAAGGCGACGGGGCUGGAGCGCGUGCUGCGCGAUCUCCGCAUCUUCCGCAUCUUCGAAGGCACCAACGACAUCCUGCGUCUGUUCGUGGCGCUCACGGGAAUCCAGUUCGCCGGAUCUCACCUCCAGGAGCUCCAGCGAGCCUUCAAGAACCCGACCGCACAUCUCGGGCUCAUAUUCUCGGAGGCCGGGCGGCGCGCCACGGCCGCCGUGGGGCUGGCGCGCGGGGCGGACCUGAGCUCGCUGGUGGCGCCCGAGCUGCGGGGCGCGGCGGCCGAGCUGGGCAAGCUGGUGGGCGAGCACGGGCGCGCGGUGGAGGCGGUGCUGCUGAGGCACGGGCGCGGCGUGGUGGAGCAGCAGUGCGUGCUCAACCGGCUGGCGGGCGCGGCCGUGGACGCGUACACGUCGGCCGCCGUGCUGUCCCGCGCCUCCCGCGCCGCGCGCCGCUCGCUGCCCGGCGCCGCGCACGAGCUGCGCCUGGCCGCCGCGUGGGCCGAGGAGGCGCUGGGCCGCAUCCCGGCGCAGCUGGCCGCCACCCGGGACGCGCGCUCCCAGGCGCACUUCCAGCGGCUCGGCGCGCUGGGCCGCGACGUGGCCGACCAGGGCGGCCAGCUGUGUCCCAACCCGCUCUACUUGUGACCGCGCUGCUCUGUCCCCUCCUGUAUAAUAUACGUGUAAUAUAAUUAUAGUUAAUUUAUUUAUUUUAUAGAAAAAUAUACACAUUUCGCAAAGAU